Molecule: messenger RNA, 759 nt
Organism: Trichoderma citrinoviride
Lineage: Eukaryota; Fungi; Ascomycota; Sordariomycetes; Hypocreales; Hypocreaceae
Product: NAD(P)-binding protein
Exons: 1
Coding region: 1-759 (252 amino acids)
Source: RefSeq, a predicted model, not a curated record
AUGGCUAAUAACAGCGCGAGUACCAUCUAUGUGAUCACAGGUGGGAAUAGGGGUCUCGGCCUCGGGCUUGUCAAAUCGCUUCUUGCCCGUACCAACACUACAGUUAUUGCAACUGUUCGCAACGAUGAAGCAGCUUCGACGCUUCAAGAAGAGACAGCGACGGACCAUAAGGGACCGGGUAGCAUUCUACUCAUUGCACAGUUGGACUUCUCAGCCGUCAGCUCUCCUGUUACAAUUCGAGAUGCGUUCAAGUUCGACAUAGACCACGUUGAUGUUCUCAUCAAUAAUGCUGGGGGCACAUUCCCUAUGGUCCCGGCGGCGGAGACCACAGCACGCGAUCUCCGUGCUGCUUUCGAAGUCAAUACAAUAGCCCCCUUGCUUGUCUUCCAAGCACUAUGGCCACUCUUGAAGAAGUCUCAGGCGCCGAAGCUCAUCAUGAUGACAUCGUCUGUUGGUAGCAUUGGAGAGAUGGAACCGGUCCCUGGCGGUGCAUAUGGUCCAAGCAAGGCCGCUCAAAACUGGCUCACUAGGGCCCUGCAUCUUGAGACCAAGAACAGCGGUCUCGUUACAAUUGCUCUUCAUCCGGGCUGGGUGCAGACACGUGCGGGCCAAUUCGUCGCAGAUCAGUGGGGAUUUCCUUCUGGCCCUCCAGAUACGAUCGAGUCGAGUGUCGAAGCAAUACUGAAGAUUAUUGAUGAGGCAUCUGAGGAGACAUCAGGAAAGUUCAUCACUCAGCAGGGUCAGAUAUUGAGAUGGUAA